This is a messenger RNA of Calliphora vicina (urban bluebottle blowfly), 2754 nucleotides long. It is a transcript of the gene l(3)77CDf, whose product is annotated as phosphatidylserine synthase 1 homolog l(3)77CDf. The transcript is spliced from 7 exons. Lineage: Eukaryota; Metazoa; Arthropoda; Insecta; Diptera; Calliphoridae. Gene Ontology annotation, molecular function: L-serine-phosphatidylethanolamine phosphatidyltransferase activity. The record is from RefSeq and is a predicted model, not a curated record. Bases 398 to 1870 code for a protein of 490 amino acids. Gene Ontology annotation, biological process: phosphatidylserine biosynthetic process.
AUUUUCCGGCAAUUUUCCUGAGAACUAGACGUGUUCUUUGCCAAAAACAAAACGUAUUUUCAAUAGUUUUGUAAAUAAAUUUAAAUUGAAAAUAAUGAAUUAUUAACAAAAUUAAAAGCGGCAUAAAUACUUAGUGUAGUGUUGAAAAGAAAAAAAUCUCAUUUAUAUAAUAAGCAUUUACUAGUGAAUUGGAUUCAUUCUUCAAACGGUCUAACGCAAAGAACCGCACACAUAAUCAUCAGUCGAGGGUAGUGGUUGCGCAACUCCACCUCCCCUUUUGCUAAAAUAAGAAACAACAUAUUAUUUUUAAACAAAGUGGUUCUGUUAAAUGGUCUGUCUUUUAACAAAUACGAAUAAUUAAACAAAAAGUGUUGUGUAAAAUACAAAAAAUAUAGUCAUGAAGAAACGUUCAAAUUCACGUGGUAGUCCAGAGGCUGCCGAUAGCAAUUCGUCUUCAACAACAUUGCAUGCACCUUCCACAGUUAAAUCGGGAGCCAGUAGUGCCCCCACCACACCAAUCAAAACACGUGGAGGCAGUGGCACAAAACCCAAGCCAGAGGAAAUUGCCGAAACCUUUUUGGUAGUCAAUGAACGUCCCGUCGAUGAUAUAUCCUUGGAUUUCUUUUAUAAACCACACACCAUAACGCUGUUGGCCGUGUCGGUGUUGGCUGUCAUGUAUUUCGCAUUUGUGAGGGACGAAGGCAAUUUUGAGGAGAACAUUUGGGCUGGUAUAUUAUGCGUGGUCUUCUUUUUCCUAAUUAUAUCGGUAUUGGCAUUUCCUAAUGGUCCCUUCACCAGGCCACAUCCGGCUGUAUGGCGUAUAUUAUUUGGUUGCUCGGUUUUGUACUUAAUGGCUCUGCAGUUUCUAAUGUUCCAAAAUCACAAAACCAUUAUGAAUAUAUUCUAUUGGCUGGAUCCGAAAUUAAGAAAUUUCCACAUUAAUAUGGAUAAGGAAUACGGUGUCAAUUGCUCGGAUAUUUCAUUUGAACGUGUCAAAGGCCAUUUGGAUGUUUUCGCCUGGGGUCACUUUUUAGGCUGGGCUUUCAAGGCAGUGCUUAUACGUCACAUGGGCAUUUUGUGGGCCAUUUCCAUUAUGUGGGAAAUUACUGAGAUUACGUUUGCCCAUUUGUUGCCCAAUUUCAUUGAGUGCUGGUGGGAUGCCUUGAUUUUGGAUGUUCUGAUCUGUAAUGGUUUGGGCAUUUGGGUGGGUUUGAAAAUCUGUAAAAUUUUGGAAAUGCGCGAAUACAAAUGGGCCAGCAUUAAGGAUAUUUCCUCGACUAGUGGUAAAAUUAAGCGUGCCAUGUUACAAUUUACACCCGAAAGUUGGACAGCUAUUAGAUGGUUGGAUCCCAAAUCGACUGCUAUGCGUUUUGCGGCUGUUAUACAAUUGGUCAUAUUUUGGCAGGUUACUGAACUCAAUACCUUCUUCCUUAAACACAUCUUUGAAAUGCCACCCGAUCAUUAUGUUGUUAUUGGCCGCUUAAUAUUCAUUGGCCUAUUUGUGGCGCCUUCAGUAAGACAAUAUUACACUUAUGUCACGGAUACACGCUGUAAACGCGUUGGUACCCAAUGCUGGGUAUACGGUGCCAUUAUGGUGUCUGAAGCAAUUUUGUGCAUUAAAAAUGGCAAAGAAUUAUUCGAACGCACGCAAGCCAUAAACAUUGUUAUAUGGUUGACAGUACAAGUCUUAAUAUCGAUAGCAUUCGUUUAUGGUUGUAUAUUAUGGCAGCGCAUGAUGGAUAAACGUAAAACUAAUAAGCAAUUACAACAAUCGCCCUCAAAAAAGGUUAAAAGCUUGGAAAAACAACAAUCAAAAGGCAAAAUGUCACCUAAAAAAUCUCCCAAACGCAACGACAAGAAGAUUGAAUAAAUAUUUAUGAAUUUUAUAUUUAAAAUUCAUUUAAAUACAAAAAACUCAACACUCUUUCACUCUCACCUCUUUGUAACAACCGUUUAAAUAUAAUUUUUUCCCUUUCAUUUGCUAUAACCACUCAUUGUCCUUCACACAAUAACAAACAAAAACAACAAAAUUGUUACAAUAUUUUAAAUUAUUUUAGUUUAAUGAAACAAAACUUCCCAGUCUUAUUUAAUAAGUUUAACUUAUUAAAGAAAAUAUACUGUUUUUUUAUGUUUCCUAAUAAAGUAAAACAGAAAACUAUUACUAUAAUACUCUUUAAAGAACAACGCCACCCAGUUUACAUUAAAACUUUUAAAUUUCCUUAAAUUAUUUCCUUAAAAUUUCCUUAAAUAAAAUAUUUAACAAUAUAUUUAUAUAUAAAUGCCUCAAAAUAAAAAUCAUACAUAUACAAAUUAAGCUUAAAGUCAUUUUAAAACCACCAAAUAUAAAAAAAGAAAAAAGUAAUCAUCAAGUCGUUACCAACAUAAAAAAAAUAUUUAUAAAUAAUUUAAUUUUUUGAGUAAAAUUGUUUUCUUAGACAGAAAAAAAAUGUUAAACAUUUUUGUUUUGUAAGUUCUUUUCUUUUCAAUUAAAUAUACAUGUAUGUACAAUUUUUCAACUAGCCUUUUAGCUAUUACAAUUAUUAUUAUUUGUUUUUUAAAUAAUUUAAAUUAUCAAAUUAUGUACUAGACCAUAAUUAUAAAUAUUUCAUAUAUUAUGAAAUAAUUCUUAGGGUCUUUUAUUUUUUAGUUUUUCUUUUGUAAAACAAAACAAAUUACAAAUUUAAUAAAUAAAUAAAAUACAAAUACUUUUGUUAAGAAUAACAAAAAUAUUGUAACAAAAAACAGAAAACAAAA